Messenger RNA from Nicotiana tabacum (common tobacco), 465 nucleotides. NCBI's taxonomy places the organism in Eukaryota, Viridiplantae, Streptophyta, Magnoliopsida, Solanales, Solanaceae. The record is from RefSeq and is a predicted model, not a curated record.
AUGGCUUAUGAUUUAGCUAUUCCUCUUCAUUCGCAUGCUUCGUCUGUUACUGUGUUCAAUGGAUUGAACUUCUCUGAAUGGCAUGAACAAGUCCAGUUCCACUUAAGUGUAAUGGAUCUUGACUUGGCUCUGCUGAAUGAUAAGCUCACUGCCAUUACUGAUGCAAGCAGUUCAGAUGAGAAGUCUUUCCAUAAAGCAUGGGAACGCUCUAACAGUCUGAGCCUUAUGUUUAUGCGAAUGAGUAUUGCCAACAACAUUAAGAGUACUAUUCCACAAACAGAAAGUGCCAGGGAAUACCUGAAAUUUGUGGAAGAACGUUUUCGUUCUGCAGUUAAGUCUCUCGCUGGUACACUAAUGGCUGAACUCACGACCAUGAAGUUUGAUGGGUCGCCUAGUAUGCAAAAUCAUAUCAUCGAGAUGACUAAAUAUUGCAGCAAAACUUCAGACCUUGGGGAUGAAAGUUGA